Molecule: messenger RNA, 2245 nt
Organism: Carassius auratus (goldfish)
Lineage: Eukaryota; Metazoa; Chordata; Actinopteri; Cypriniformes; Cyprinidae
Product: aspartate aminotransferase, cytoplasmic-like
Exons: 9
Coding region: 137-1369 (410 amino acids)
Biological process (GO): L-aspartate biosynthetic process
Cellular component (GO): cytosol
Molecular function (GO): pyridoxal phosphate binding; L-aspartate:2-oxoglutarate transaminase activity
Source: RefSeq, a predicted model, not a curated record
UGUCCUCCAUUGCCAAAUCGCACAUCUGAAGGUUAAAAUCUGUUUGUCUCCAUCAAACCGCACUUCAAUCCAGCGGUACUUGCGUUGCAGUCUCCCUCUUCUCGCUCAUAAUUAGCAGAAAUAUUAACACAAUAUCAUGUCGAUAUUUGGUGAAGUCCCGCAAGCUGCUCCUGUCGCAGUGUUUAAACUGACAGCAGAUUUCCGUGAAGAUCAGAAUCCCCGGAAGGUGAAUCUGGGAGUCGGAGCCUACAGGACAGAUGAAGGUCAGCCCUGGGUUCUGCCCGUGGUGAGAAAAGUGGAGAAGAUGAUCGCUGAUGACCAUAGUUUGAACCACGAGUACCUGCCCAUUCUAGGCCUGCCAGAGUUUCGUUCAAGCUCUUCUAAGAUCGCUCUGGGUGAAGACAGUCCUGCCAUCAAGGACAAUCGGGUAGGAGCCGUGCAGUGUUUAGGUGGCACUGGUGCUCUGAAGAUCGGAGCAGAGUUUCUUCGUCGUUGGUAUAAUGGAACUGACAACACAAAAACGCCCAUUUAUGUGUCGGCACCCACAUGGGAGAACCACAAUGCUGUUUUCUCUAACGCUGGAUUUGAGGACAUCCGUCCAUACAAAUACUGGGAUGCAGGGAAGCGUGGACUCGAUCUGGAAGGUUUUCUGGGUGACCUAGAGAGCGCACCUGAUCACUCCAUCUUUGUGCUGCAUGCCUGCGCUCACAAUCCCACCGGCACAGAUCCCACCCAGGACCAAUGGAAGCAGAUCGCUGAUGUCAUGAAGCGAAAGAGUCUGUUUGCCUUCUUUGAUUCAGCCUAUCAGGGUUUUGCCUCAGGAAAUUUAGAUAAGGACGCCUGGGCUGUCCGCUAUUUUGUGUCACAAGGUUUUGAAUUAUUCUGUGCCCAGUCAUUCUCAAAGAACUUCGGUCUGUACAAUGAGAGAGUGGGGAACCUGACUGUUGUAGCCAAAGACCAAGACAAUUUGAACCGUGUACUGUCUCAAAUGGAGAAGAUCGUUCGCAUUACCUGGUCCAACCCUCCGUCCCAGGGUGCACGUCUGGUUGCCAUCACACUCAACACCCCUGAACUCUUUGCUGAAUGGAAGGACAAUGUGAAGACCAUGGCAGACAGAGUCCUGCUCAUGCGUGCUCAGCUGAAGGAAAAACUCAAAGCACUCGGAACUCCUGGAACCUGGGAGCACAUCACUGAACAGAUCGGCAUGUUUAGCUUCACUGGUCUCAACUCUAAGCAGGUGGAGUACCUGGUGAAAGAAAAGCACAUUUAUCUUAUGGCGAGCGGUCGCAUAAACAUGUGUGGCCUCACCACCAAGAACAUCGACUAUGUGGCCGAGUCCAUUCAUGAGGCUGUCACUACAGUCCAAUAAGCACCUUUACCACACUUCCUGUUUUUAUGUGUGUGUGUCUUCAGGAACAUAGACACACACACACACACACACACACACACACACACACUGAUACACACCUUCACUCACCAGCUUUGCUGGUCUAAUCAGCAUUUCAACAUUCUAUUUUAACUGUAAUUAUAAAGAAAUGAAACGGUCCCAGAAGAUAUAUAUAUAAUUGAAUUUUAUCAUUGUGUCUGUAAAUUUCACUGUACUGAGUGCGGAACUGAAGGACGGUGUGCAUGUUUUAUGAUCUGUGUGUCUGUGUAUUCUCAAAACAUGCACACAGAGAUGACUCUAGAACUUGAAUAAUGGGGCGUUAGAUUGUGUUUAACUGUCAAAUCCUGAUACUCUUACCUCAAAAUAAAUAGCUUGAAGAAACAUUUUACCUAAAAAUCCACUUUUUUUGAUUCAGUUUUAAACUUAUUGUAAGCAAUAGAGGAUGAAACCUUGUAUUGUGAUCGGUGAAGAGGUGCAUUCUGGGAUAUUGGAUCUCUGACAGCUCAAAGAGAGUAAAUUAUACAGAAAAGUGAUUUGUGGGUUGAAUAUUCCUUUAAGCUCAUCGUCUUUAAUGUUCUGGAAAUCCUGAGCUGUGAAGAUCCCAGGCAUUGUUUUGCACUUUAUUUUCUGAUGUCUUUUUAAUGUGCUGAUUCUGCUCCAUCACUCACACUGCUGUGUUUUUGUGUUGUGUUCAGGCUCAUUUGUGCACUGCAGGACCAUUUAAUAAAUGUGCAGCAAUUAGUCCAUUACUCUCCCACACUGCUUAGUCUCAAAAGAUCAAACCUCUAGGUGUAUUAAAACUUCUUGUGCACAAAUAUACUAAUCAAAGUGCAUUCAAAUAAAUGAAGUAAACAAACA